GAUAAUGGUAAUUUAGUAGUCAAUGGAGCCUAAUUGGAGCCAUUGGUUAAUAUUUAAUUACUUUUUCAAUAUAAUCAACAAUGUUCAAUGAUUAGGUUUUUCAAACCGAUGGGGUACUUUUAUAUUUUCGUUGUUUUAAGUUGGUCACGCAGAUUAAAAUUAAAAUCUAAUUAUUUAAAUUGAUGUUAACAUAUUAUUUUGGAUUUUGGAAGUAUUGUUAUCAUUUGAUAAAUUUGGAGAGAACUACCCCCCCCCCUCACGAAUAUAUUAUGACCCUUCUCUCUAACCAUAGAAUGCGUAUUCUGAUUUCUGAUAACCGAUUUCCAUUUUUCAAGAUUUCACACCAUAAGAUACAUCCACGAGCACGUGUCUAGCGUAUUAUGUAUAAUUUGAUAAUUAUACCAAGUUAUUAAAAAUAAUCAAUAAUUCGUAAUUAAGGAUUAUAUUUUAAUUUCAAUUUUAAUAUAGAUCGAUAGUACACUAUAAGAUAACUAUUGUAUGCACUAAGUUAGCACACAUGUAUGUUUAAAAUGUCGUAUUCAACCUUGAAGAAAGCACUAAAGUUAUUUGAAGGACCAACGCCUGACGAAAAACUUGCAGACUCGAAACAAAAAACUAAAAAAUCAAGUAACAUUAAGAAAUCGAUUUGUAAGAAAAAAUUUCAACAUUCAAAAAGUGUAUUUAAAGUACAGUUAUUGAAAUCAGAUGCUAAUAAAUCAAUUAAAAAAAUUCAAGAGCAAAUUCGUAAUGAAAAGGACUUAAAUUUGGUGCACUUAAAUUUGGAACGUUUAAAAAAGCUGGAUAGAACUAGCUGUGUUAAUAACACUACAUAUAAAUUGAUUGAACAGAGAUAUCAAAAGCCAUCAACUUCAGCAAAUAAAGAAGAAAAAACUGUAUUUACUGAUGAAGAUUUUGAGAAAUUUGAGCGUGAAUAUUUUCAAAAUUAAUGGAUG
Molecule: messenger RNA, 953 nt
Organism: Adelges cooleyi (spruce gall adelgid)
Lineage: Eukaryota; Metazoa; Arthropoda; Insecta; Hemiptera; Adelgidae
Product: active regulator of SIRT1-like
Exons: 3
Coding region: 522-947 (141 amino acids)
Source: RefSeq, a predicted model, not a curated record